Cynara cardunculus var. scolymus (artichoke) is the source of this 2056-nucleotide messenger RNA. RefSeq names its product sodium/proton antiporter 1. Lineage: Eukaryota; Viridiplantae; Streptophyta; Magnoliopsida; Asterales; Asteraceae. Gene Ontology annotation, cellular component: membrane. The coding region runs from base 129 to 1862 and encodes 577 amino acids. The record is from RefSeq and is a predicted model, not a curated record. Gene Ontology annotation, biological process: transmembrane transport; sodium ion transport. Gene Ontology annotation, molecular function: antiporter activity. The transcript is spliced from 10 exons.
GUCUGAAAGCUUGCUGUCCGAUCAUUCCAAAGCCUCACUCCUCCCCAUCAACCACCACCGUCGGCCACCACCACCGUCGGCCACCGCUAUACCCUCCCAACUUAGUUGUAGUUAAGGGAACCAUCUGAAUGUCUACCGUUCCACUUCCAUUUAGAACUCACCAUGUCUCUCAGUCCCUUGAUCCCCAAUUCAGGAGACGCUCCUCCGUGUGUUUAUCCCCCUCACCGUCUCUGUUAACGGCCAGGGGUCCAAAAGUUCUGCACAGGAAUGGAGUUUUGGCACGUGCAGAAGAUAAGGCACGUGGAGUUGGAGGAGGAAACCCCUCUCCGAUUGAACAACCACAAAAGCCCAAACCCAAUUUGGAUAACCAGUUUCAGGAUUUAACAUCGUCGGGAGCUUGUGAUCCUUUAUGUUCGGUGGAUGAAACAAGCUCACAAGAAUAUGAAGCUACUUACCAGCCAAAGACCGAUUUAUUGAAAGCUGUGGCUAUAUUUGGAGCARCUGCGACAGGGACAGUGGCGAUUAAUCAUUCWUGGGUGGCUGCAAACCAGGAUCUUGCAAUGGCGUUGUUGUUUGGAAUAGGUUAUGYUGGCAUAAUUUUUGAAGAGUCACUUGCCUUCAAUAAAAGUGGAGUAGGUUUACKAAUGGCAGUAAGCUUGUGGGUUAUUCGGAGCAUCGGAGCSCCCUCAACCGACAUAGCAGUAGCAGAGUUAASACAUGCUUCAGCAGAAGUCAGUGAAAUAGUAUUUUUCUUGCUUGGUGCAAUGACGAUAGUGGAGAUAAUUGAUGCUCAUCAAGGCUUUAAGCUGGUUACUGACAAUAUCACCACUCGCAAGCCCCGAUCCCUCCUUUGGGUGGUUGGUUUCGUGACUUUCUUCCUAAGCUCUGUGCUUGACAACCUCACAUCUACAAUAGUCAUGGUUUCCUUAUUGAGGAAACUGGUACCUCCAUCAGAAUACCGAAAGUUACUUGGUGCUGUAGUUGUAAUAGCAGCAAAUUCUGGUGGAGCAUGGACUCCAAUUGGUGAUGUAACAACUACUAUGCUUUGGAUACAUGGCCAAAUAUCCACAUUGCCAACAAUGCAGAGCUUAUUUUUGCCCAGUGUGGUUUCUCUUGCAGUGCCUUUGGCCCUCAUGUCCUUCUCGAGUGAAGUUAACGCCAAGGGGCAGAAUGCAGAGGAUGUAUUGGCUUCUGAACAGAUGGCUCCACGUGGGCAACUUGUUUUUGCAGUGGGAAUUGGGGCAUUAGUGUUUGUUCCAGUGUUCAAGUCUUUAACUGGUUUGCCUCCUUAUUUGGGUAUGCUAUUCGGGCUUGGAGUUCUUUGGAUCCUGACCGAUGCUAUCCACUAUGGCGAAUCAGAGAGACAACGGUUGAAGGUGCCUCAAGCAUUAUCGCGCAUUGAUACUCAAGGAGCUUUGUUCUUCCUUGGGAUCCUUUUAUCUGUCAGCAGCCUGGAGGCAGCAGGGCUUCUUCGAGAAUUAGCAAAUUACCUUGAUUCCCAUAUUUCCAAUAGUCAGCUGGUUGCAAGCGCAAUAGGGGUAGUAUCGGCAAUUAUAGACAACGUUCCACUGGUUGCCGCAGCAAUGGGGAUGUAUGACCUUUCCUCUUAUCCCCAAGACUCCGAGUUCUGGCAGUUGGUCGCAUUUUGUGCCGGCACAGGCGGGUCCAUGCUCGUCAUUGGAUCUGCGGCUGGCGUUGCUUUAAUGGGAAUGGAAAAAAUCAACUUUUUCUGGUAUUUCCGCAAGGUGAGCGGUUUUGCUUUUGCCGGUUAUGCAGCGGGGAUUGCAGUGUAUUUGGCAUCUCAGAACCUACAUUUCUCUCCUAUAACUGUAGCUAACCUUCCAUUCCUCUCGGGUUCAUGAACCACCGUUGCGGUCAAAUUCCGAUGACGGGUUUAAAUGUAAAGCUGGUGGGGAGAAAAUAGAACCAACAGUAUAUUGUUGUUGUGAAAGAUGUUAGAUAGAAGUUUGGGGUUGUAAUGAUCAAUAAUGUAGUCCCCAACACCCCAACACUUUUAUAAAUUUUGUUGAGUUUGCAAAAAACACAAUUUUGCUCA